Hansenula ciferrii is the source of this 306-nucleotide messenger RNA. RefSeq lists its product as uncharacterized. The coding region runs from base 1 to 306 and encodes 101 amino acids. The record is from RefSeq and is a predicted model, not a curated record. NCBI's taxonomy places the organism in Eukaryota, Fungi, Ascomycota, Saccharomycetes, Phaffomycetales, Wickerhamomycetaceae. The transcript has a single exon.
AUGGGUAUUACACUUGAACAAUUAUUGAAGCUUAACGAUGAAGACGAAUUCAUAGCUGAAAAAGCUAGACAAUAUGAAGAAUUAGCAAGAGAAGAACAUAAGGCUAAGAAUCCAACUUCAACUGUUAUUAUACAAAAUUAUGAACAAUCUAAUCAAGAUCUUUGGCCAACUUUAGGUGGUGCUACUGCUGCUUCAAAUGAAGAUGCUUCAGAUAUUAAACAUUCUAAACCAACUUGGUGUAGACCAACCAAGCCAAAACAACAACAACAAGAAUCAAAGGAAUCAGAAGAAACCUCAAAAUCAUAG